This is a messenger RNA of Oenanthe melanoleuca, 5572 nucleotides long. RefSeq names its product terminal uridylyl transferase 4 (gene TUT4). NCBI's taxonomy places the organism in Eukaryota, Metazoa, Chordata, Aves, Passeriformes, Muscicapidae. The record is from RefSeq and is a predicted model, not a curated record. Gene Ontology annotation, molecular function: RNA uridylyltransferase activity; zinc ion binding; nucleic acid binding. The transcript has 30 exons. Bases 237 to 5117 code for a protein of 1626 amino acids.
CCACAAUGCACCGCGCCGCUGACAUGGCGGCCGGGCCGGACUGAGCCGCCGCCGUCGGGGCCUGCAGCAGCCGCAGCCGGGCAUGGCGGGGGCGCCGCGCCGGCUCCGCUAGCGCCGCACACAGUAGACAAUCAGCUACGAUCCUUGCCUGCACAGAGGAUUUAAAAUCAACUGCAAGUUGCUGAAGAAUUGCACUUCAAGUGGUCUCAAGACAGGAGAAGCAGGUCUUCACUAUAAUGGAAGAGGCCAAGAGCUCAAAGAAUGGAAAUCAUGACCCAAGGAAGUCUGUCCGUCUUGUCUGUGAGGAAGGCAAAACAGUCAAAGUUACAAUUAAUCAAAAUUAUAAAUAUAAUAGAAAUGACAAAUCUGUGAAGGAUGUUGGGAGAAGUUCUCCAAGUGGGAAUAGCAGCAGAAAAAGUAAACAAAAUGAUGUUUGUUCUGAAAAACAAGGAGAAAAUAAAUCAUGCAAAGUAAAUAGUUGUAUUCCUGGAACUAAAGAUUUGGGAUCAAAUGUUCAGGAUCGAAGUCAUGGAAAAACAAAAAAAUUUUCUAAUUUAUCAUCAGCAAUGGAAAACCUGAAACAGACAAAAGCCCAGCCAGUGGUAGAAAAUGCUCCAGGCUCCCAUGUUGCAGGGAAUGGGGUCAGUAUGGAAAGCUUAGCAGCUACUCAGAAAGGGAAACUGGUGCUGGAAAAUCCAGUGGGAGUUCAUACUUUGAAGACUAGUGUUGAUCAGGCUGGUGAUCCUGGUAAGACUGCUGCAGAUCAAAGAAAAAUGGAACACAAACCUGAUGACUUCAGUAAAAUAAAGAAUUCUGAGUCAACAAAAGAACAUACCUUGGAAGUGGAUUAUUUAGAAAACACUGGAGUUAUUGAUGAAUCCAAUCUGACAGUUGAACAGCAACUAGGAUUGAAACAAGCUGAAGAACGUCUGGAAAGAGAUUAUAUCUCCCGACUUGAAAAACGCUCCCCAGAAUACACCAACUGUCAGUAUCUAUGCAAACUCUGCUUAGUCCACAUUGAAAAUAUCCAGGGAGCCCACAAGCAUAUUAAGGAAAAACGUCAUAAGAAAAAUAUAAUGGAAAAGCAGGAAGAGAACGAGCUGCGGGCGCUCCCACCGCCCUCGUCUGCACAGUUGGCUGCUCUGAGUUUCACUCUCAUCGAGGCAGCAAAUGAACAAGGCAUCUCAGAUGAGGACUUCAGAAUUCGGCAAGAAAUUGUAAAUGAGAUGGAGAAAAUUAUUCAACAGCCCUUACCAGACUGUUCCCUGAGGAUGUAUGGCUCCUGUUUAACUAGAUUUGCUUUUAAGACCAGCGAUGUUAACAUUGAUAUCAAAUUCCCCCCUAAGAUGAGUCAACCAGAUGUUCUGAUCCAGGUGCUUGAGAUCUUGAAGAACAGUGCUGUCUACUCAGAUGUGGAGUCGGAUUUCCAUGCCAAAGUUCCUGUUGUCUUUUGCAAAGAUGUUAAAAGUGGUUUGACGUGUAAAGUAAGUGCUAGGAAUGACGUGGCUUGCCUUACAACUGACCUGCUGGCUGCACUUGGUAAACUGGAGCCUGUCCUGAUUCCCUUGGUUUUGGCUUUCCGCUAUUGGGCUAGACUCUGUCACAUUGACUGUCAGGCUGAAGGUGGGAUUCCCUCGUAUUCCUUUGCCUUAAUGGUGAUAUUUUUUCUUCAACAAAGAAAACCACGUAUUUUACCAUCCUAUUUGGGCAAUUGGAUUGAAGGCUUUGAUUCGAAGAGGCCAGAUGACCACCAGCUGAAAGGGGUGGAAGAUGAAGAAUUUGUAAGGUGGGAGUACAAACCACCCACAAAUGGUGCAGCGAAAAACUCUGUUGGAGCAGAAAGCAAAGCUAAAGUUGAACAACAAAAAGGUGGUGGCAAGAAGGCAACAAGCUCAGAAGUGGACAACCAAAGCAAUGCGAAAGAGAAACAUGGGAUUUCUCUCUUAGCAUUCAAAACCCCUCACCAAGUUUCACUGGGGCAACUGUGGUUGGAACUUUUGAAGUUUUACACACUGGAAUUUGCUUUGGAGGAAUAUGUCAUCAGCAUACGGGUACAAGAGCUCUUAACCAGAGAGAAUAAAAACUGGCCUAAGAGGCGAAUAGCCAUUGAAGAUCCUUUUGCACUAAAGAGGAAUGUUGCACGAAGUCUAAAUAGCCAGAUGGUAUUUGAGUACAUCCUGGAGCGAUUUAGGACAGCAUAUAAAUAUUUUGCAUGUCCACAAAGUAAAGGUGGGAUUAAAUCCAAGCCAGAUACCAAGAAAAAAGAAAAAGGGAAAAUAAAUAAUAAGAAAUCCACAAGAUCAGAAGAUCCUGUAGCAAACUGUUGCCUUUCACAAGAGGAAAAUGUUGUAGAUAAAGAAGUUACAGGAAGUGGAUGUAACAUACCAGAGAAUGAAGUUGAAUGUAAUCAAGUGGAAGAAGCUGUAGCCAAAAGAUGCACUUCCCACAACACGGACUCUUUGCUACUUUUAACAUUGGACUCUAGCUAUGAAGAAGACAAAGAAGAAGCUUUAUCCCUUAUUCCCAAUGAAAGCUGUGAACUAAAGGAAGAAUCACCUAAAGAGAGGCAUGAUUUAGAAAUUUCAGUGUGUCUAACUGAGGGUGAGCUUAGCCACCACUGUAACUGCAGUGCACGUCAGCCUGAUGACACCAAUUCCAGUACUGAGUUUUCUGAUGCUGAAAGUAGGCAGAGUUUGGUGACAGAGUCGUCUUCACAGACCACGUGCACUGGCACCCCAGCUACCUCGGCCAGCUGCAAAGCAGGGCUGGAAACCCAGGAUCUCAAAGAGGAAGGCAGACUCUCAACAGAAGAAAUGCAUUAUGUGUUUGAUAAGUUUAUUUUUACUUCAGGAAAGCCACCAACUAUAGUAUGCAGCAUCUGCAAACGGGAUGGACAUUCCAAAAAUGAUUGCCCAGAGGAUUUCAAGAAGAUUGAUCUAAAACCACUACCACCAAUGACAGACAGAUUUCGGGAAAUACUUGAUAUAGUGUGUAAAAGAUGUUUUGAUGAAUUAUCCCCUCCUUUAUCUGAGCAACAAAACAGAGAACAAAUACUGGCAAGUUUGGAGAGAUUUAUUCGAAAAGAGUAUAAUGAUAAAGCCAGGCUUUGCUUAUUUGGCUCCUCAAAGAAUGGAUUUGGAUUUCGGGACAGUGAUCUAGAUAUCUGCAUGACAUUGGAAGGUCAUGAAAAUGCAGAGAAAUUGAACUGUAAAGAAAUAAUAGAAGGUUUGGCAAAAGUUCUUAAGAAGCAUCCAGGUUUGAGGAACAUCUUGCCUAUAACAACAGCCAAAGUGCCUAUAGUAAAGUUUGAACACAGGCGGAGUGGCUUGGAAGGAGAUAUCAGUUUAUACAAUACACUGGCACAGCAUAACACAAGGAUGCUGGCUACCUACGCAGCUAUUGAUCCUAGGGUGCAAUAUCUGGGCUACACAAUGAAAGUUUUUGCAAAGCGCUGCGAUAUUGGUGAUGCAUCCCGUGGUAGUCUGUCUUCAUAUGCCUAUAUUCUUAUGGUUUUGUACUUUCUACAGCAGAGAAAUCCGCCAGUUAUUCCAGUUCUUCAGGAGAUAUUUGAUGGCAAACAGAUUCCACAAAGAAUGGUGGAUGGAUGGAAUGCGUUUUUCUUUGAUGACAUGGAAGAAUUGAAGAAGCGUCUGCCUUCUCUGGGAAAGAACACUGAAUCUCUUGGAGAGCUCUGGCUGGGGCUGCUGCGGUUCUACACUGAGGAAUUUGACUUCAAGGAAUACGUGAUCAGCAUCCGGCAGAAGAAGCUGUUAACCACCUUUGAGAAGCAGUGGACAUCCAAAUGUAUUGCCAUCGAAGAUCCUUUUGACUUGAAUCAUAAUCUGGGUGCUGGAGUCUCUAGGAAAAUGACCAAUUUCAUAAUGAAGGCAUUUAUCAAUGGGAGAAAAUUAUUUGGUACUCCAUUCUACCCAGCUGUUGGAAGAGAAGCUGAAUACUUUUUUGACUCAAAAGUGCUGACAGAUGGGGAAUUGGCACCCAAUGACAGAUGUUGUCGUGUCUGUGGAAAAAUUGGUCACUACAUGAAAGACUGUCCAAAGAGGAGGAGGUUGAAGAAAAAGGAGAAUGAGAAAGAUGAUGAAAAAGAGGUGAAAGAAGAUGACAGAGAAACAAGAGAGAAAAGGUGUUUCAUCUGUGGGGAUGUGGGUCAUGUUAGGAGAGAUUGUCCUGAAUUCAAACAAACCCGUCAGAGAAAUAAUAGUGUGCCAGGCACGCAGCUGGUCCGGAGCAUGGUCAAUUCCCAGCUGGUGGCUGUGGGCCAGCAGCAGGUGGAGCGGCCCCUGCGUACCAGGCAGUCAUCAGAAUGUUCUGAUUCGCAUCAGUCAUCUUACUCUCCACAACCUCAACAAUUCCCACAGAAUUCCUCUCAGCCAGCCUCCAUUAACCAGACUCAGCCACAAUCAAUAUCCCAGUCUAAGCACGUUCCUCAGCCACAGCAGGGUGCACAGCCACCCCAUCAGGUCCAGCUGCCUUUGUUUAACUUUCCCCAAUCUCCCCCAGGUCAGUAUUCCACCUUGCAUAACCUGGGACUGCUUCAGAUGCACCAUCACCACCAAAUUCAGCUUCCCAACACUUCUUGGCCUAUUCAUGGGCCUGUUAUUCACUCUGCACCGGGUAACCCUCCUCAUUCUACAAAUGUUGCAUUUUCUAUGAGAUCUGGCAGCAGCAGCGCCACAAAUAACCAGAGCAGUGUAAGCUUGAAUGAUCCCAGUAUCAUCUUUGCACAGCCUGCUGCCAGGCCCAUGGGAAUCCCCAGCACUUCUCAUGAGGGACACUGGCACAAUCCCGUGACUCCAAACUCACUGGUGAACAAUGGCACUGUGGGGAAUUCAGAUCAGGGUUUCCAAGGACAGUUUGGUAAAAUGAACCCUCCUUCUGUCCCUUGGGACCAUGGGACCCCUACCCAUUUUCCUCUCCUCCGAGGAGCGUGGCCUUACAAUAUGCCUCAGAACUACAUGCAGCAGGGAAAUGCCAGCUACCCACCGAACAAACCUUUCUACCCUCAAGCUGGUCCACUGAUGCAGAGUAACCAGCGAUUCUCGCUUCUGUCUCAAGGACACCCACACUUGAAUCUGAAUUACAUUCAACAGAAAAAGUGAAAUUGGAUGGGAUUGUGAGUGGGUGGGGGGAGGGGAGGAAGAAAUUCAGGUUCUGAUUUAAAAUCUUAAUGCAACAUGUUUAGAUACAAGAUUAUUUAAGACUGUUUUUAAACUGUAUCAUUUGUACAUAGAUAUGAACUAUAGUUUUUACUAGUAUCACAAAACUGAGUGAUACAAAUUUCAUCUAUUUUAUUACCCUAUUUUUAAGGGGAAUUGUGUUUUGUUUUAUCUUGAUAAACUGUAAAGAGAGAGAAUUUUUAAAAUUAAGUUCUUUAUUUUCUAUUAGCUGUAUUCAUACUUUGGUUGCUUCAGACUUUAUAUAUAUUGUUCUAAAAAAAUAAAAUUAGAAGGGGAUUUCAUGUGUUUAAAAAUUUGUCACUUCUAUUCUUUACAGAACGAUGUAGUGCCAAAAAACUUUUUAAAAAGAAAAAUAAAACUGCAAAAAAAGGACAUAA